CUCAUGUCAGUAAGGUCGUGCCACCAUUGAGAGAACACUAAUCACUGGUUUACUCAAAGCCUCCACUCGCUCAACAACUGAGUCCGACUCCUUAAUCAGAACUCUUCACAGAUCAGCUGCUCCAACAACAACUCCUCCUCCACAGCAAGACUGAGUAUGCGCUGCUGUCCGGGCACAGGGAAGUGUGUGGAGCUGCAGACUGAGGCCGCUGGAGAGAGACGGGUGUUCAUAACAUUGCCCUGGCCACUUUUUCCUGAAAACAGAAUUGCAAAAGCACAGCAGCCAUGGCUUUUACUACCACACGGGACCCAGCACAGCUUGCACAGACCAUAACUGCGAAUAUCCAGAGGAUAACACAGAACUCUUCUGAAAUACAGAGGAUAGUAAAUCAACUUGGAACCGUACAGGACACGGCAGAGCUACAGAACCAACUACAACAGAAGAUACAGUAUGUAAACAAACUUGCAAAAGAUACAGACAAAUGCCUAAAGGACUUUUCAUCUCUCCCUGCAGACAGUGAGCAGAGGCAGAGAAAACUGCAGAAAGACAGACUCUUAAAUGAGUUCUCCGCAGCACUGACAAAUUUCCAGAAGAUUCAAAGAUUAGCUGCCGAGAAAGAGAAAGACUUUGUGGCCAGAGUCCGCGCAGGUUCCAGAGUUUCCGGAGGAGUACCAGAUGACGGUUACAAGGAUGGAACACUGGUCACGUGGGAAAAUGACAACCAAUCACAAGCAACGAUGCAAGAAGAAUUAAUUACAGAAGAAGACCUGCGUCUCAUAGAAGAGCGCGAGUCUGCUAUAAAUCAACUUGAGGAGGAUAUCAGAGGAAUAAAUGACAUAUUUAAAGACUUGGGUAUGAUGGUUCAUGAGCAAGGGGAGAUGAUUGACAGCAUAGAGGCCAAUGUAGAAAGUGCUGAUGUACAUGUUCAACAAGCUAACCAACAACUGGCCAGAGCAGCAGAGUAUCAGCGCAAGUCCCGGAAGAAGAUCUGCAUUAUCAUCAUUGUACUUGUUCUACUUGUAGUAAUCAUUGCACUAAUUAUCUGGGGAACAACGAAAUCUAACUAGCUGCCUGAAGAAUAAAUUCCUCAUGUAAUCAUGUCUUUAUAUUCCAACUCUGUACUACAGAUCAUUGGAGAAGUAACUUGCACAUUUCAGAAAAAUACAUUACCAUACACAGUUGGGUUUUAUAUAACUUUCUUAAAAGACACACUAUAUUGCUUGUCACAAUAUACAGUUUUAGAGCUAUUUCCUUGUGCUGUAGCACAUGCCAAAUAACUGGCUGUUACUUUUCUUUAGCCUUUUUUUGGCACUAGCCUGAAACAUUAUAUCUGAUUUACUUACAACAUCUGUGCCAUAUCUGCAAAGUUGAAACAACAACCUCCUAACAUGUUGCAAACUUAAAUUUCUGAAUAUUUGACAUUAUAAAAUGAUUUUGAAAAAUAAUUAAGUGUCUGUUUAAAAUCAGAAUCAAAUCAGAAACAAAGAUUCAUGUAAUACUAUAAAUACAAAAUAAAUUGGUCAUGUUACAGUGCCAAACCUUAAACUCUAA
Messenger RNA from Pseudophryne corroboree (corroboree frog), 1551 nucleotides. It is a transcript of the gene STX7, whose product is annotated as syntaxin 7. Gene Ontology annotation, biological process: intracellular protein transport; vesicle-mediated transport; vesicle fusion. The record is from RefSeq and is a predicted model, not a curated record. Lineage: Eukaryota; Metazoa; Chordata; Amphibia; Anura; Myobatrachidae. Gene Ontology annotation, cellular component: endomembrane system; SNARE complex; membrane. Gene Ontology annotation, molecular function: SNARE binding; SNAP receptor activity. The transcript has 10 exons. Bases 285 to 1067 code for a protein of 260 amino acids.